Coffea arabica (coffee) is the source of this 2190-nucleotide messenger RNA. Its product is annotated as cyclic dof factor 1. NCBI's taxonomy places the organism in Eukaryota, Viridiplantae, Streptophyta, Magnoliopsida, Gentianales, Rubiaceae. The record is from RefSeq and is a predicted model, not a curated record. Gene Ontology annotation, molecular function: DNA-binding transcription factor activity; DNA binding. Gene Ontology annotation, biological process: regulation of DNA-templated transcription.
AUUUCUCUUGCUGACGUGGCAAUUCAAACUUUUUUAGUUCUCUCUGUCCUUCGCUCUGCCCAUCUUAAUUCUUAUAGAGUGUUGAGCCAAAAUCAAGAAAAACCCAAAUUGUAGGCUAAACGACGAAACGCAUGAUCAAAAAUCAAAGGAAAAAUAUAAACCUUGGCCUUCAACUUAGAUCAAAGUUCUUGAACUCUUCCCUUCAACCACCCUUCAUAACAUAGAAAAGCACAGGAAAGAGAGGACAAGAAAGAAAAAGCCGAAAAGGCACUUCUGUUCUGUUAAAGGAACAGGGGAGAAAACAGAGGAAAAGGAAAAUUUACCUGCUAGAAUGUCGGAACUGAAAGACCCGGAGAUUAAGCUGUUCGGGAAGACGAUAUCAUUGCCACAGAACACCUCCGUUUCGAGCUCUGUUCACGCUGAUCAUCCUGAUGAUCGUCAAAGUUCUUCAAAUACAGCUGCUUCUGAAGAUAAGAAGAAUACCUUAGGAGAAGAACUUGCUGAGAAUAAACAAGAAGAUGAUUUAUCCAAUCCAACUGCUGAAGAGUUGACCGAGCGAGCAUCAAUAUCUGGGAUAAGUGAUGACCAUAAGACCUCCUCUGCUGAGAAUGAAACUUUGUCACCCAAAAAUACGAAUGAGGAGCUAGGUGACAACAAUUCCUCCCAAGAAAAGACACUGAAGAAGCCUGAUAAAAUACUUCCGUGUCCAAGAUGUAAUAGCAUGGAUACCAAGUUCUGUUAUUACAACAAUUACAAUGUCAACCAGCCUAGACAUUUCUGCAAAAACUGUCAGAGAUACUGGACUGCUGGUGGAACGAUGAGAAAUGUACCUGUUGGUUCUGGUCGCCGCAAGAAUAAGAACACCUGCCCCUCCAGUUACCGUCAUAUAAUGGUUUCAGAUGCUCUCCAAGCAGCUCGAGGUGAUGGUGCAAAUGGGCUUCACCUCCCAGCACUGAAGGCAAAUGGCACUGUCCUCACAUUUGGUUCAGAAAGACCGCUUUGCGAAUCCAUGGCAACUGUGUUGAACCUUGCGGAGAGACCCCGUAACCAUCUUCCAAACGGAUUUCAUGUACCUGAACAAAGAUUCUCUAUCCCUUGUGGAGUGAGAGAAAUUGCAAAAGAUCGUUCAACUGGAUCUUCUAGCACGAUCUCAAAUUCAACGGAAAAAGGGGGCAGUGUUGAAUCAGUUUCAAAUAAUUGUCAGGGAUAUAUUCAAGCCGUACCACCCUUUUCUGGCCCUCCUUGGCCGUAUCCUUGGAAUUCCGCUCAAUGGAGAAGUCCACUACCUCCACCUGCACUUAGUUCUCCUGGUUUCCCUAUAUCAUUUUAUCCAGCACCACCUUUCUGGGGUUGUGCUGCACCGACCCCAUGGAAUUUGCCAUGGCUAUCUCCGGCGCCUUCGUCUCCAGAUCAUUCUGCCCUGAGUGCUACUCCUACAUCCCCUACAUUAGGAAAACAUACGAGGAAUGGGAACGUUCUUAGUCCUACAAAUCUACUCAAAGAAGAAGAGACUUUUGACAGGAAAAAUGCAGAGGGCUCCAUUUUGAUUCCUAAGACAUUGAGGAUUGAUGAUCCAAACGAAGCUGCAAAGAGCUCUAUAUGGUCAACGCUAGGAAUUAAGAAUGAGAAGAGCGAAUCAAUCAACCGAGGAAGUCUGUUCAAGGCCUUUCCUUCAAAGGGUGAUCCAAAGAAUCGUGUGGCCGAUACUUCACUGGUUCUGCAAGCCAAUCCAGCAGCCUUUUCCCGGUCACAGAGCUUCCGUGAGAGCACAUAAUAAGAUUAAAACUUCACUGAAGUUUUUCGAUGAUGGCAGGGAGGAUGAAACUUAAGUUUUACACCUUAACUUAUAGCAACUGCUGGAGAGAAUCUUACCCACUUCUAUAAGUGCAGAAAAUGUUGCAAUAUAUUCGGUCAUCUGACUGUAGUGCAGGAAUCGGUUGAAGAUGUUGUUAAAGUCAAGAGGAAGAGCAGAUAGAACUCUUGCAGAGGAGCUAUCAGCAAAAGUUUCAGCUUCCCACUUUUUAGUCAACCUUUCUUGUAACGGUACAAAGAGUUCCUUCUAUGAUGUUUAUGCCUGUCACUUGCAAGUGAGUGUAAAUUGUGUAUCGGUACAUACAAAACAAUAAAGCAGCAGGAAAUAAGAAAAAUUCCUGAUGUAGCAAACCAUCGGGACAAAGAUCGACCCUAAAA